CGUGGCUCGGCCUCAUUUCCCGCUCUGGUUCAGGCGCAGGAGGAAGUGUUUUGCUGGAGGAUGAUGACAGAGGUCAGGCUUCGCUAAUGGGCCAGUGAGGAGCGGUGGAGGCGAGGCCGGGCGCCCGGCACACACACAUUAACACACUUGAGCCAUCACCAAUCAGCAUAGGGAUCUGAGAAUUGCUCUCACACACCAAACCAGCAGCGUCCGUGGAGAAAAUUCUCGCCAGCAACUCCUUUAAAACACCGUCAUUUCAAACCGUUGUGGUCUUUAAGCGACGACAACAGGAAAAAAAAAAAAAAAAUCAAACAAAACUCUUGACAGGAGCUUUGACCAGAGAGGAUGCCUCAGAAAGGGGGAAGACUUUAACUAGGAGCGCGCAGAUGUGUGAGGCCUUUUAUUGUGAGAGUGGACAGACAUCCCAGAUUUCAGAGCCCCAUAUUCGAGCCCCGUGGGAUACCGCGGCCCCCAGCCAGCGCCAGCAUGCAGAACAGUCACAGCGGAGUGAAUCAGCUCGGUGGUGUCUUUGUCAACGGGCGGCCACUGCCGGACUCCACCCGGCAGAAGAUCGUAGAGCUAGCUCACAGCGGGGCCCGGCCGUGCGACAUUUCCCGAAUUCUGCAGACCCAUGCAGAUGCAAAAGUCCAAGUGCUGGACAAUCAAAACGUGUCCAACGGAUGUGUGAGUAAAAUUCUGGGCAGGUAUUACGAGACUGGCUCCAUCAGACCCAGGGCAAUCGGUGGUAGUAAACCGAGAGUAGCGACUCCAGAAGUUGUAAGCAAAAUAGCCCAGUAUAAGCGGGAGUGCCCGUCCAUCUUUGCUUGGGAAAUCCGAGACAGAUUACUGUCCGAGGGGGUCUGUACCAACGAUAACAUACCAAGUGUGUCAUCAAUAAACAGAGUUCUUCGCAACCUGGCUAGCGAAAAGCAACAGAUGGGCGCAGACGGCAUGUAUGAUAAACUAAGGAUGUUGAAUGGGCAGACCGGAAGCUGGGGCACCCGCCCGGGUUGGUAUCCGGGAACAUCAGUGCCAGGGCAACCUACGCAAGAUGGCUGCCAGCAGCAGGAAGGAGGGGGAGAGAAUACCAACUCCAUCAGUUCCAAUGGAGAAGAUUCAGAUGAGGCCCAAAUGCGACUUCAGCUGAAGCGGAAGCUGCAAAGAAAUAGAACAUCCUUUACCCAAGAGCAAAUUGAGGCCCUGGAGAAAGAGUUUGAGAGAACCCAUUAUCCAGAUGUGUUUGCCCGAGAAAGACUAGCGGCCAAAAUAGAUCUACCUGAAGCGAGAAUACAGGUAUGGUUUUCUAAUCGAAGGGCCAAAUGGAGAAGAGAAGAAAAGCUGAGGAAUCAGAGAAGGCAAGCCAGCAACACACCUAGUCAUAUUCCUAUCAGCAGUAGUUUCAGCACCAGUGUCUACCAACCAAUCCCACAACCCACCACACCUGUUUCCUCCUUCACCUCUGGCUCCAUGUUGGGCCGAACAGACACAGCCCUCACAAACACAUACAGUGCUCUGCCGCCCAUGCCCAGCUUCACCAUGGCGAAUAAUCUGCCUAUGCAACCCCCAGUCCCUAGCCAGACCUCCUCGUACUCCUGCAUGCUGCCCACCAGCCCUUCGGUGAACGGGCGGAGUUAUGAUACCUACACCCCCCCACAUAUGCAGACACACAUGAACAGCCAGCCAAUGGGUACCUCGGGCGCCACUUCCACAGGACUCAUUUCCCCUGGUGUGUCAGUUCCAGUUCAAGUUCCUGGAAGUGAACCUGAUAUGUCUCAAUAUUGGCCGAGAUUACAGUAAAAAAAAAAAAAAAUCAAAAAAACAAAAAGAAUAUAUUGUGUUAAUUCAGUCAGUGACUAUGUGGACACAGCAGUUGGGCGAUCAGGAAGGAAAGAAAAAUGGCUGUUAGAAGCACUUCAGUUCUGCAGUUGUGUCCUGUGUUGUACCACUGGGGAAUGGACUUGAAAACAAGGACCUUUGUAUACAGAAGGCACGAUGUCAGUUGGAACAAAUCUUCAUUUUGGUAUCCAAACUUUUAUUCAUUUUGGUGUAUUAUUUGUAAAUGGGCAUUUGUAUGUUAUAAUGAAAAAAGAACAACGUAGACUGGAUGGAUGUUUGAUCUCUGUUGAUCAUGAAGUUGUUUAAAAAAAAAAAGGAAAUCAUGAUCAACAAGCUUUGCCACGAAUUUAAGAGUUUUAUCAAGAUAUAUGGAAUACUUCUACCCAUCUGUUCAUAGUUUAUGGACUGAUGUUCCACGUUUGUAUCAUUCCUUUGCAUAUAAUUAAACCUGGAACAACAUGCACUAGAUUUAUGUAAGAAAUAUCUGUUGGUUUUCCAAAGGUUGUUAACAGAUGAAGUUUAUGUGCAAAAAAAAGGGUAAGAUAUAAAUUCAAGGAAGAAAAAAGUUGAUAGCUGAAAGGUAGAGUGUGUCUUUGAUAUAAUCCAAUUUGUUUUAUGUCAAAAUGUAAGUAUUUGUCUUCCCUAGAAAUCCUCAGAAUGAUUUCUAUAAUAAAGUUAAUUUCAUUUAUAUUUGACAAGAAUACUCUAUAGAUGUUUUAUACACAUUUUCAUGCAAUCAUAAGUUUCUUUUUUGGCCAGCAAAAGUUAAUUGUUCUUAGAUAUAGUUGUAUUACUGUUCACAG
This is a messenger RNA of Dama dama (fallow deer), 2639 nucleotides long. RefSeq names its product paired box 6 (gene PAX6). The record is from RefSeq and is a predicted model, not a curated record. The transcript has 14 exons. Gene Ontology annotation, biological process: regulation of transcription by RNA polymerase II; anatomical structure development. Gene Ontology annotation, molecular function: RNA polymerase II cis-regulatory region sequence-specific DNA binding; DNA-binding transcription factor activity, RNA polymerase II-specific. NCBI's taxonomy places the organism in Eukaryota, Metazoa, Chordata, Mammalia, Artiodactyla, Cervidae. Bases 487 to 1797 code for a protein of 436 amino acids.